UGCAAGAUCUAAUACCUAGAAAAUGCUUUCGAUUUCAAAGAAGCAAAUGAACAAACAGUGAGCUAGAGAGAGAGAGAGAGAGAGAGAGAGAUGGCGAGCUUAAGUAGUAAGCCUAGAAACUUCGGUGCGUACAGUCACUACUACGCCACUCCCUGCACCCGCACUCACCAGAUCGGAGCUCUGUUUCUCGUCGUCUCCACCUUCUUCCUCACCAGGCUUUUCGACCAAUGCUACUCCGUUACUCCGGCGAUCGAUCUCCACCGCACUUAUUCCUCGGCCGUCACGAGCGAUGACGGGGUUCUACGGUGGCCGGAGCGAGGGUACGGAUCCCACCUCUCGCUGAAGAUGUACGUGUACGACGAGAACGAGAUCGACGGACUGAAAGAGCUUAUGUACGGAAGGGACGGUAGCGUCAAAACCGCCGCGUGCUUGAAAGGCCAGUGGGGAUCUCAGGUUAAGAUACACAAGUUGCUUAUGGAGUCAAAGUUUAGAACGAGUAAGAAAGAAGAGGCGGAUCUGUUCUUUGUGCCAGCUUAUGUUAAAUGUGUGAGAAUGUUGGGAGGUCUUAGUGACAAGGAGAUCAAUCAGACCUAUGUCAAGGUUUUGAGUCGAAUGCCGUAUUUUCGAAGAUCCGGUGGUCGUGAUCAUAUAUUUGUUUUUCCAAGUGGUGCUGGAGCUCACUUGUUUAGAUCCUGGUCAACAUUUAUCAACCGUUCUAUUAUCCUCACUCCCGAGGGGGACAGGACUGACAAGAAAGACACUACUGCUUUCAAUACAUGGAAAGAUAUAAUCAUACCGGGAAACGUUGAUGAUGCCAUGACUAGAAAUGGACGACCUGAUGUUCUUCCUUUGCCUUUGUCGAAGAGGAAGUAUUUAGCUAAUUAUUUGGGUCGUGCGCAAGGGAAAGCUGGUAGACUUAAAUUGAUAGAUCUCUCAAAGCAGUAUCCAGAUAAGUUGGAAUGUCCAGACUUGAAGUUCAGCGGAACUGAAAAGUUUGGAAGAACAACAUAUUUUGAACAUCUGAGAAACGCCAAGUUCUGCCUCGCUCCUCGUGGGGAAUCAUCAUGGACUCUUCGCUUUUAUGAAUCAUUCUUUGUGGAAUGUGUCCCAGUUCUCUUAUCUGACCACGCCGAGCUACCUUUCCAGAAUGUCAUCGACUACGCUCAAGUAUCCAUCAAAUGGCCAUCAUCUCGAAUAGGAGCAGAGCUUCUUGAUUACUUAGCUUCAGUACCCGAUAGAGACAUAGAAGGAAUGAUAGCCCGUGGUAGGAAGAUUAGAUGUUUGUUUGUGUACGGUCCAGAUUCUGCACCAUGCAGUGCGGUUAAAGGGAUUCUAUGGGAGCUUCAACGCAAAGUGAGACAUUUCCAGCAAUCGACCGAGACGUUUUGGCUGCACAAUGGUAGUUUUGUGAAUAGAGAACUGGUCCACUUCAGUAGCUGGAGACCUCCUAUGCCUCUGCCUUGAGGUUUCAACAUCCCACAAGAAUCUCUUGUUUCCACGAUGAUGAAGUUGAGUUUUUUCUUGUAUGAUCUUUUACACAUACAUAUAGCUUAAAUAGUUUUUGUGACAUAAUUGUUUUGUACAUACCAGGACAAAAAAAUAGUGACUGUACAAGAUCUUAUUUGACUAAAACUCAAAUAGUUCUUUUUCCGAUA
Molecule: messenger RNA, 1655 nt
Organism: Brassica napus (rape)
Lineage: Eukaryota; Viridiplantae; Streptophyta; Magnoliopsida; Brassicales; Brassicaceae
Product: probable glucuronosyltransferase Os04g0398600
Exons: 8
Coding region: 91-1464 (457 amino acids)
Molecular function (GO): glycosyltransferase activity
Source: RefSeq, a predicted model, not a curated record